GAGAGCAGAGCAAAAACAUACGAAGGGACAGACAGGAGUCAGGAAGAAAGACCAUCUCUGAGCUGCCUGUACAUUAAACACUGAUCUAGUGAAGAUGACAAAAGCAACAGCUGUCAUUGUGCUACUGUGUCUUUUCUGCGUCGGAUGCAUGUCUUUGUCUACUGGAACUUCAGCUCCUACCAAAUGCUGCUUCACGUUUUCUUCAGUGCGAUUACCACUUCGACUGAUAGAGAGCUAUGUUCAUACUUCCUCUGAAUGCCCAAAUGAAGCUGUCAUAUUUGUAACCAAAAAUGGAAAUGAACACUGCAGAUCUCUUACAUUAGACUGGGUACAAAAGUACACUGAAAAGCUACUAAAAAAUUAGAGCUGUCAGAAAUACCUACAAAACAAUAAAAAGUAAACAAGUUGUAAAAAUAUGUACUAAAUUAUUGAAAUUUUAUUAAUAUAAACCAAAAAUAAUUGAUUCAUUUUGUAUUUUAGCAAGUUACACAAUUUGCAAAUGUAACUGUAUGUUUGUUUCAUGAAACAUUGUGGUAAACUGUUCCACAUUAUUUUACAGAAUAAAAAUAAGACCUAGAGGAAAAAUAAAAUCAUUACAUUUGAUGCA
Molecule: messenger RNA, 607 nt
Organism: Protopterus annectens (West African lungfish)
Lineage: Eukaryota; Metazoa; Chordata; Ceratodontiformes; Protopteridae
Product: C-C motif chemokine 4 homolog
Exons: 3
Coding region: 95-364 (89 amino acids)
Biological process (GO): cellular response to interleukin-1; positive regulation of ERK1 and ERK2 cascade; lymphocyte chemotaxis
Cellular component (GO): extracellular region
Molecular function (GO): CCR chemokine receptor binding; chemokine activity
Source: RefSeq, a predicted model, not a curated record